Molecule: messenger RNA, 4947 nt
Organism: Trichoderma gamsii
Lineage: Eukaryota; Fungi; Ascomycota; Sordariomycetes; Hypocreales; Hypocreaceae
Product: ubiquitin thiolesterase
Exons: 6
Coding region: 1-4947 (1648 amino acids)
Biological process (GO): DNA repair; protein deubiquitination
Cellular component (GO): nucleus; cytosol
Molecular function (GO): cysteine-type endopeptidase activity; cysteine-type deubiquitinase activity
Source: RefSeq, a predicted model, not a curated record
AUGGAUGGCUGGUCUGAAAGAGGGCGGCCAGUGGUGCGCGAAGCUCUGGAUCAUGUGUGGGAAGUCAUUGAUCGUGAGAUUCAACAUGAACUCGCGAAAAGGGCCAUGGAGCACAGCAAAACCAAGGAGCAUUUAAAAGCCAUGAUGUCUGCUCUUGGAGCUCAACAGGCUGAGAAAAAGGUGCUUCAAGCUGAGAACAACAAACUGCGAGCUCAGCUAGCAGCCAUGUCCUCAAGUCUUAGCCCUGUUAAAGCCAAUUCGAGCACAGCCCAGAGUGUUGACACAGAAGUUGCAUCGUUGACUCCAAGUCCGAGCAGGACCACUACUGGGCCGACUCUUCCCUCUUCAGCAGCUGUAAUAUCUCCCCCUAGCUCCACUGGAUCAGAAGGCAACGAGCUUGCAAAGUUCAAAAUGAGAUUCAAUGCUCUUUCGGACAACUUCAAACAAGCAACGGCCCUUCUUCGGAAGAGAAAGGACGAGCGCGAUUUGUGGAUAGAACGAGCAAAGAAGUUUGAAGAUCUUGCUCGGGCAGCUGAGGAGAAGCAUGGAAUACGAAUUCUUGAGGAAUCAGAGGGUAAUGACCCUGACGAAUCUUGCCUCACAAAUCUCAAUUCCAGUGUCCGACUCUCUGCUCUUGAAAACAUGCCGCCACCUGCUACUCGGACAAUUCCUGAUAGUCAGUCAAUUACCGAUGUAGAAGACGCGCAGCUGCAAUCUACUCAAGGGGAUCCCGAUGAAGCUGAGACUCAAGAUCUACCACCUCUACCAGCAUCUGGCGACGACCAGGACUCAAUAGACAUUAAACAGGAGCCGUCUUCUGAUCUUCCGGUGGUGGUGUCUGAAAGAUCCUUGAAGAGGAGAAGAGUUGAAGACGAUACACUUGCAACUCCAACCGCCCCAACAGUCAAGGCUGAGCCAAAUAACUCCAGUCCGAUCACUGCAUCUGAACAUUAUCAGUUUGACAUCCAGGAGAGCAUUGACCUCGAUGAUAUAGCGCAGAAGAUAACCACUCCACGAAAGCGCAAAGAUCUGGACGCUACGGUUGCUGGAGAGGAAAAAGAAGAACCGAGAUUAGCCCCUCACACAACUCCAAAAUCUGGCUACGUAUGGGCAGACGGUCUACGAUACUCGGCCAAGAAUGCUCCCGGGCCGUCCAUACUCACUCCAAUCAGCGGUAACAAGAGAAUGCCGAAAAGUAUUGUCGAUGAUGAUGGCAACCUUACUACAUAUGUGAAGGCUUCAUUAGCCCGCGGGAUUGCAGAGCUGGCAGAAGAUGGCACUCCUUACGAAAAGCGUGGAUCUACGAAGGGUUCAAAGCCUUUGCGUGGGCUCACCCUAGUUCCUAAUAGUCGGCUGACUUCGCUAUUGAAUACCCCAACUUCCAAGAACACAUCACCCAUCACACAAACUCCACAGAGCCGCACGCCAGGCACUGCUUCAGCUGAAGAUACACCUCUUAACCUCAUGUUCCCCGAACCUAGAGCACUGCCCUUUGACAAGCUUAUGCGACAGACCAAGAAACGCAGCAGUCUAAAGAACGCGGAGUUUACAACGCCUUUGAACAAGAAGACCCAUGCUCGAGACGAGUCUCCGACCAAAGGACCGACAUCAGGUCUCCGUUACAAACCUCUGGCACAACUCCGCCUCGAUGAUUUCAAGGUCAAUCCCUUGUCAAACGAUGGCCAAGACUAUGCCUUUUCGGAAGUCGUCAGAGACAAAGAUGAUAGAGCAGGCCUACGAGGAUGUACAGAUAUGCACUGCUGCGGGAAGCAUUUUCGAGCCCUGGCUCUAUCACACCGGCCAGACUCGCCCUUGACGGCAGAACAGCGACAAGAAGAGCAGAAGCUACUAGAGAAUUACUUGGGCGAACACGCGUACCGAUUAGCAAGCAUGACAAAGGCCGAAAGAGACGAGACCUGGAUCGAAGCCAAGACUGAAGAACUAGCCAACAAAUACGGUAAACAUCGACACCGCUUCGCUCGCAUGCAGUCUCCCCCGGGAUUCUGGAACGCCGACUUCCCAGACACACAAGAGCUGGUGGCUGAUCGAGAAGAGGCACAAAAGAGAGAGAAGCGCGCAAUCGCAGAUCGAUACAGAGAGGCCAUGCGUCCGGGGGCUGGAACCAGACAACUCCAUCUCCUCGCCGUCUCGAAUCCGCCAGCCUCAGCUGCAACAUCUGCUCCUCCCCGCACUCCGCUGGCGGUGCAAGUAGAUGCGGGAGCAGCACUGGGCGAUAUCCGCAACGGUACGAUCCCCCAAGCCGGCAGGAUGAGUAACCGCCAUCUGCCGGCUGGGCAGAACAUACAGGCUGCAGCUGGAGGCGUCAACGGCGGCCUGGAUAUGAAUGGAAACAUGGCACACAUGGGCAACAUGGGCGGCGGCCCUCGGAGGAACAGGCCGCAGUACAGCAACAACAACAUGCCCUAUCACCAGCACCGCGAGCCUCACUAUCAACAUCAGCAACACCAGCAUCCUCAGCAAAUGAUGUACUCCAACUAUCAGCCAUACGCUCACCAGCAGUACUACGCCAUACCGCAGCACCAUUACCCGCAACCCGUUGCCCCGGGCACUGGAUAUAUGCCUUACCAGGGCUACACCAGGUCGCCGCCGCCGAUGCAGCAGUUUGCCCCAAUGGUGGGCGUGAGUGUCCCACCGAGCUACCCCCGAGGCGUUCCGCAGUCGCCCAACCCAACCACGCCGUAUCAGCCUCCACUUGCUACCGCGCCCGGCCUGCCUCAUACGCCGUCCUCGACACAUUCGACGCAAUUGCUGCCUCCGCAUACACCUACAACUCCCCAGACGCCCCAGAGUGUUCAGCCAGCCGCUGUGGUGCCCACUCCCCCUACUCAGGACACAGCUCCAUCGCCAGCUCCGGCCCCGGCCAUUGUUGCUGCUGCCGAGCCCCGCGAGCCGUUUCGACCACCGCUACCCUGGCUGUCACACCCCGGUGUUGCAUUCCCUGUGAGGACUCCGCGAGCAAAACGGCUGAGAAAGCCUUUGGUUGCAGGGGAUAAGGCGGUAUCCCUACCUGCGGGGCAGCAUGAUGUAACUGCAGAGCAAGCCAGUCAGAAGCCUGCUCCCUCUGCUCAUAAGGAGCUGGGCACCCAAGCUCCAGCUCUCAAGCAAGAGGUAGAGCCCGGUGCAGAAACAUCUGAGGUAUCCAAGACUGAAGAGGCAGUCAAGGCUUCUACUGUGACAAAUGUCCCUGCUACGCGCACAGCUGCCCCCGCCAUUCCUGUAGUCCCAGUGCUGCCAAAGCACGGACCCAAGCCUGAGACUGCGAGUCAAGAAAAGGCAAAUGACGAUGCUGCCAAGCCUAAUGGCCAAGACGCUGUGGCUGCCGAGUCAAAUGAGGUCAAUCCUGACGGAACAAAUGAUGCUCCUGCUCCAGCAGUCAAAGUUCCCCCCUCGAGCUGGGCCAAUCUCUUUGCCAAAUCAUCAGCACGAGCUCCAGUCAAUGGUUCAGGAGCGAAUGGUGUCAAUGGAGUCAAUGGUGAUUCGGCUGACGCUGCUAACGAUUUUCCUGGUUCUGCCUUUACUAAAUCAAAUGUCAAUUCCCUCGCGGAAGCAAUCCAGUCAUAUGUGGUUGAGAACAGCGGCAAACUCGACUUCCUUGAGCCACGUGGACUCAUCAACACUGGGAAUAUGUGUUACAUGAAUUCCGUGCUUCAAGUGCUCAUGUUCUGUCUGCCGUUUUACGACUUGCUUGAUCAGGUUGGCAAGCGGGCUGCUCACAGCUUCAAGAGCGAGACUCCUAUGAUUGACGCCUUGAUUAUGUUCAUGAGAGAAUAUAGAGUACUCAAAUCGUCAGCAUCGGUUGAGCAGCUGAACCGUAACUUGAGGAGCGAAGACCUCGAGCGCUAUGGCGAACCCUUUACACCCGAGUUUGUCUAUGACGCUAUCCGACAACUUUCUCGAUUUGACAGCAUGCGACGUGGUCACCAACAAGACGCAGAAGAAUUUUUGGGUUUCCUUCUUCAGUCUCUUGAUGACGAGUGCACACAUGUCAUGAAAGAUUUGUCAAUCGUAUCCGAAGAGGUGCCUUCAUCUAAUACCUCAACUGGUGGAUCUGUUGCAAAUUCCGAUGAUUGGCUCGAGGUCGGCCGUAAGCAACGUGCUGCGGUAUCUCGCCUAUCAGGCCACAACACGUCAACUCCGAUUACCAAGAUUUUUGGCGGCCUUUUGAGAUCCGAAUUUCGCGUGCCAGGCUUGAAAGAUUCUAUCACCACUGAACGCUACCAGCCUCUUCAACUGGAUAUCCAGUCACCAGAUGUCAGGAAUGUCGUUGAUGCCUUGCGUGGGCUGACCCGGCCAGAGCGCAUCCAAGGAGACUUUAACUCUCCACGCGGAAAAGAUGUGGUUGCCACCAAGCAGGUCUUUAUUGAGUCUCUGCCUCCUGUUCUGAUUCUACACCUGAAACGAUUCCAGUUCGACGCCGAAGGCCAUGGAACUGUCAAGAUCUGGAAGAAGGUUGGAUAUCCUCUGGAGCUUGAAAUUCCUCGCGAAGCUUUGUCACGCCAGAAACGUGACAGCUCGAUGCCUAGAUACAAGCUUAUCAGCGUGGUCUACCACCAUGGAAAGAAUGCUAGCGGUGGCCACUACACUGUUGAUGUGAGACGGCAAGACGGACGUGAAUGGAUUCGAUUAGAUGAUACAGUCAUUCGGCGCAUUCGUCCGGAAGAUGUCGCUGAAACAGGAUCCGAAGAAGACCAGAAAGACACACGGAAGGAAACUACCUCUAAUGUCACCAGCAACCGAUUUGGCGCGAUGAAUGAUGAAGACACUGGCGAUGAAGAUGGCUGGAAACAAGUUACCGCUCCAGCCAACGGUAAGCGAUGGAGCAGCGUCGUCAACGGCGCAGCUAACGGAGCUACCAAAGACAAAUCAGUCAAGGACAGCAUCAAGGACAACAAGGUGGCAUAUCUCUUGUUUUACCAGCGCAUAUAA